UCGAUAGCUGACUGCCGAGGGGUACGGCCGCGCGCGACUUUCCCAAAAAUACGUCUUACGUAUCGUGUUUAAUUUUCAGAGUGAACGUAAUUUUUUCUUUAAGUGUAAAUAAUUAGAUUAGAAUAAAUGUGUUUUAACGUGCCAUGGUUAGCUAUUAAAGGAUUUGAAUAGAACCCAUCAAAUGUGCAGAUGUAGAAAUGUAAUACUAAAACUUCGGACCUCCCCAAAAAUGAAGCGGCGAUCUCUAACGACUGUCCGCGAGGAGUCACCACCAAAGUCUCUCUGCAGUGACGUCACAAUUUACGUCAUGGUGACCACGACAGCUGUCCUCAGUUACGUCAACAGCCUCAACGGGGACUUUGUCCAUGACGAUAUACCCGCCAUAGUGACGAAUGGGGACGUGGUGGGGAGUAACUCGUUGAAGCAAUUGUUUUUAGAUGAUUACUGGGGCAUGCCGAUGGCGGAUGCUAAUAGUCAUAAGUCUUAUCGGCCGUUGACUACGCUGAGUUUUAGGUUAAACCACGCCCUCGCGGGUCUCCGACCGUGGUGGUGGCAUGCUUGCAAUGUUGCGUUACACGCUGCAUGUUGCGCGCUGGUUGCGCGAGCGUGCGUUACAAUAGCGCGGUUGCAGAGACCGUUUGCAGCGCUCGCGGCGCUGUUGUUCGCGGUGCACCCUGUACAUACUGAGGCGGUAGCUGGAGUAGUGGGCAGAGCUGAUGUAUUAGCUUGUAUAUUCUUCCUAUCUUCCCUCCUCGCGUAUCAUAGGCCUACCAGUAAUAAGAAGUGUGUGUGGCUGAGUGUGGUGCUUGGAGCUCUAAGUAUGCUGGCCAAGGAGACGGGCAUCAUGAUAUUUAUACUGAAUCUAGCCUUCGACUUUUAUAGAUGUUGGCCGUUUGUUAAAAGGUCGAUAUGUUCGUUGAAAAUUGAGAAGAAAUGUACUGGUCUGUCUCUAAGGACUAUUAAAGUAGUGGUGUCCUUAGCUCUGCUGGUCUGUCUCAGGCUGGCCCUAUUGCAAGGAACGUGGCCUUCUUUUUCGCCUCAGGAUAAUCCUGCUGCAUUUCAUCCUAGUUUUUUUGUAAGAUUGCUGACCUUCUGCUACUUAGCAGCGUUCAACUGGUGGUUGCUCCUGUGCCCGUGGACAUUGAGCCACGACUGGCAGAUGAGCUCGGUGCCUCUCAUCACCAGCGGCUGGGAUCCGAGAAACUUGCUCACUUGUGCGGCUUUUGGGGCUGUGCUGUUACUGUGUUAUCGGUUUAUUGCGGAUUUAGAAGUACAAAAACACACGCCAGCAGUCAUAGGGCUGCUGCUCAUGGUUCUUCCGUUCGUGCCUGCCAGCAACCUACUCGUCACAGUCGGUUUUGUGAUCGCCGAGAGAGUGCUUUAUAUACCCAGCGUGGGUAGUGUAAUAAUAACAGCAUAUGGAGUGCAACUGAUGUGGUGUUCCAAGCCUGGCACUAAGAUGUUCCUAGCCAUUGGUUUAGCAGUGCUGGCUGCCAGUGGAGUCGCGAGGACUCAUAGGAGGAACGCCGAGUGGAGGGACAGAGCUACUCUCUUGAGGGCGGAUUUAGUGACUUUGCCGCAGAACGCUAAACUGCACUACAACUUGGCGAACUUUCUACGCGAGACAGAGCAGCAAGACAGCGCCAUCAAACAUUACAAAGAAGCUUUGAGAUUAUGGCCCACCUACGCGAGCGCUCACAACAACAUUGGCACCCUAGUCUCAGGGAUGGACAACGCCGAACACCACUUCUUACAAGCCAUCAAGUUCAACAAGUACCACGUGAACGCACACUACAAUCUUGGCAAGCUUUAUAAGAAAAGUGGCCGAACGCAUCAAGCGGUAUCAAUGCUAGAGAAGUGCAUAUGGCUGCAGCCUCGCUUCGUGCAAGCUCACGUGGAACUGCUCACGAUGAAGACUGAGAAUGAGAAGCAGGGCAUACUCAGCAGGCUGGUGGAUCUGGAGCCUGGGAACUGGGAACAUUAUGUGCUUUAUGGUGACUGGUUGAGGAGUAGAGGUUUACCAGCGCCAGCAGCAAAAUACUACCUAGAAGCCACAAGACUGAGUUUUAGGUAUCGAGGAGCAGAACGUAACGUGAGAGCAGAUCUAAUAUCCUUCAGAUAUACUGCGCUCAUGUACCGGUCACUAGGACAGAAGUCUAGGACACUACAGUUAUUAACAAGGUGGCAUACAUGGCGCCGAGGCUGGCCAAGCGCGGCCGCUGCGCACAUGUACUUAAGAGACUGGAGACUCAAGAUGGAGUUGGAGGGAAGAGCGCAAUUAUAUUCUAAGGCUGUCAAUCCUACUAAAUCAACAAAAUGCUUCGACCACACACAACUAGCUGUCGGUCCAAAAGAAGAGCGAAUACCGCAAAAAGAAGAAAAAAAUAAAACAGUGAACACAAAAAGUGUGACCAAAACGUCAAGUGAUAAACCAGACAGUGACAAUAGAUCGUGUGGGACCAAAAAACGUGACUUAUCAGUUUCUUCGCAAAUAAAAACUACACACAACAAAUCUGAGAUUGGCCUGAAAGAUAAAAAGUGUACCUUGCAUAGGAAAGAUAAGAAAAAGGCAAACGGUGUUAUAGGAACUAUGGGUGCGCCUUUGGUUGAACAUAUACUUAUGAAAACGUAUUGAUUUGGUCGCUUUUUCAUGAGUUUAGGUGAGCAAUUGAGACUGGCUACUAAUAAAAAACAAAA
Messenger RNA from Helicoverpa armigera (cotton bollworm), 2697 nucleotides. Its product is annotated as protein O-mannosyl-transferase TMTC1. Gene Ontology annotation, molecular function: protein binding. The transcript has 15 exons. Lineage: Eukaryota; Metazoa; Arthropoda; Insecta; Lepidoptera; Noctuidae. The record is from RefSeq and is a predicted model, not a curated record. The coding region runs from base 182 to 2635 and encodes 817 amino acids.